AGUCUGGAUUAACUGGGAGUUCCUCCUGAAAGCGCCUGAGUGGACAAUCACAAGUUCCGCUUCGGGAUGUAAGGGACCCAUGAACAUGUUCCAUACUACAUGAUAACCAAGAGGACCAAAGCCACGCCAACAUAUUGUUUCUGCCAAUGUACAUUUGCAGUGCAUUGUGGGAUGGCGCUUGUCUCCACCCUGCUUUCUUCCCUCAUUCUGGGCAUUCUGGAAAGCCCAUUGGUAUGUUGCCGCUAUCCACGCUUCUCUUCUAAUGACACUGUGUUCCAACACCUGGCCCUGCACCCUGACCCUACUGUGGGCACGGUGUACAUUGGCGCACAGGAUCGGCUUUACCAGCUGUCUGGAUUGGACCACUUGCGUCUAGAGGUCGAAGAGAUGAUGGGUCCUAUGAGAGACAGUAAGGAUUGCUUCCCUCCUGUAACUCCAGAGAACUGCCCACAUGCCCGGUUAGUGAAUAACCACAACAAGCUGCUGCUGGUGGAGCCCUAUUCCCUCACGCUUAUUACAUGCGGCAGUGUCCACCAGGGCACAUGCCAGAAGCGCAGCCUUGCUAACGUCAGCCAAGUUUUGUUCUCUGCCGAAAGGCCAAUGGACACUCAGUACGUGGCCGCCAAUGACCCAACCGUCUCCACCAUUGGACUUGUGGCAAGUCCGAGAGAUGGGGCUCCACCCUUGCUAUACGUGGGAAGGGGCUACGUUGGAAGGGGUAGCCUACCACCGAUCUCCACCCGCCAGCUUUCCUCUGAGCCCAUCUUCUCCUAUGAGGAGACAGCAAAACUUGGUGUAGCCGGCCGCCUAUCAGAGUAUGACCACAAUUUUAUACUAAGCUUUGCACGACACAGCCAUGUCUACUUCUUAUUCUUCAGACGCAACCUCAAGGCUACAUCUCGAGACUAUAGAACAUACAUUGCACGGAUGUGCCUGGAUGAUCAUGCGUACUAUUCCUACAUCGAAGUUCCACUAGCGUGCCACUCUCAUUUAACAGGGAAAAAUUACAACCUCCUCCAGGGAGCACAAGUGGGUGGAGAGGUGGAUGAUAAGCAGGUCCUGAUGGCGGUGUUUUCCACAUCGUUGAAUGGGGCCAGCAAGCCGAGCGAGGAAUCAGCACUUUGCGUUUACACUCUGGAUGAAAUUGACCGCUGGAUUGAUGGCACACGAGACCUGUGUUACACACAAGUUGGCCAGAGAGAGGGCAGCAGGGUGGCAUAUAUAGAGUAUGAGGUCAAAUCCAGCUGUGCCAAUUUGCCCACGGACACCCUCACUACCUAUCCUUGCGGCUCAGACCACACCCCAAGUCCAAUGGCCAGCCAGGAGCCAGUGGAAGCUGAAGCAGUUUUGGAGAGUCCUUCUGCUCGUUUCACUGCUGUGGCUGUCAGUGUGAGAGAGGGACACUCUAUUGCUUUUCUGGGAGAUUCCAAGGGAAAUUUACACAAGGUAUUUUUGGGGAGCUCCAGAGAAGUGAAGAGCUACUCCAGUCUUCCCAUCCAGCCAGGUUCAGCUAUUAACAGAGACCUGCAACUUGACUCUUCCCAGAGACACCUCUACAUUAUGACCAGCAAUAUUGUAGAGAAAAGGCCUGUGGCGGAGUGUGAGAAACACAUAAAUUGCCAGUCCUGUCUUACAGCUCGGGAUCCUUAUUGUGGCUGGUGUGUCCUGGAGGGCAAGUGUGGCUUGCGGUCUGACUGUAGUCGUGGCUCGAGGGAAGGCCAUUGGCUUUGGAGUUUUGACAUGGGGCAGAAGUGUCUGAAGGUGGAGUCAGUGACCCAGUCCAACAUCAGCCUCGGAGAACAGAAAAAUGUGGCACUCGAUAUACCAGGCUUGCCCAGUCUCUCUGAGGGGGAGGCAUACUCAUGUUUCUUUGAUGAGAUACAAAGCGCUGUGAUUGUUCAGGAAAUUACAGUCACUUGCUUCACUCCUCCAGCCCACAUGGUGCCUCCUGUACCUCAUGGACAGGAUUCAGUGUCUGUCACUCUGUCUCUGCGCUUCUUGAAUGUGACUGUGGCAGUUCAGGACUUUACAUUCUACGACUGUUCUCUUGUGCAGCAUCUCUCAGGCACCAUGCCAUGUAUAGGGUGUGUGACUAGUCGCUGGAGAUGUAACUGGUGCGUUCACCAGCACAUUUGCUCUCACAAGGCCACAUGCGACCAAGGCGUGAUCAUUUAUAAUCAGCAUUUCAAACUAUCGACCUCUGUUCUCUCAGCAACAAAAGACUUUGAUAAAUUUACUACAGAGUCAAUCAAAGCAUCUGCUCCAGCCAAAGUUAUAGCCAUGUCUACUCCUUUGGCGAUACCUCCCAGCAUGCCAGAGACAACUGCAAUAACUAGAACAGCUGUGAAAACCUUCACCAAUCUGCAGAACAAUUUCCAGCAUACCAUGCCUUCCCCAACCCAACAGGCAAUAACUAUAGUUGAUGAAGCCCUGGUUCUACAUAAAGACAGCAUAGUAGGUGGAGAGAAGGUACAUGUGUCAGUACUGACUCCUGGUGGCAAUGGUGAAGACAUGGGCGAUCUGUCCCAUAAAGGAUCAGCUGCAGGCUUGGUCACAGUUCCCACUCUAAGAAUGGCUACUCUGGAUGCGGGACUGUCAGAUAAAGCAAAUCCUACCUCCUCUACUGCUGGGGUGUACCUUUGGUUUGGGGAGACUGAUGAUGGAAAAGCAUCUCUUGAAAUUGGGUCAUCAGUGUCUUCGGCUUCUCCUCUAUCUGGGGACGGAAAGACAGCGCAUGUGUCACCCAGUUUUCCUUACUCUUCAGAAGUGGACUACCAGUCUGAUCCAGCUGACUUUUCCACCCUGGAUGAUGAGGGCUCACUGCUGAGUGAAGCGUCCUACACCUGCCCAUGUGUGGAGAGAGUUCAAGGUUCCGCUCUCCUACCUGUAAACGUUGCGAGGCAGAUUACACUGGUAGGACGCAACCUGCACCUCUACCAGGAUGAGGAUCUCAGGAUGGAUUAUGAGUGCGUGUUGGCCAUGGAGGGCAGGUCCGUGGUAGUGGCUGCAUUUGUCGAAAGGAAUGACUCACAGCCUUUCCUGUUCUAUAUCACGUGUCAGCUUCACCAGGUCUUUCGUACAGUUCUCACCAGCACACUCAUCUCAUUACAUUACUAUUUCGCAUGUAUGGAUUACUCAUUACGUCAAAGUCUGAAAGUGUGUGCGUGUGUGUUUCAGUAUUCCUACUCAGUGGCUGUUGAAGAAUACAAUGCAGCGAUCACAGUGAGGAGACGAGGCUCUUUUCGGAUCGACAGUCCUCAGGGCUUGCAUGUGAAGCUGUAUAACUGCUCGGUGGGCCGUUCAGACUGCAGCCGCUGUCACACAGCAGAGCCACGCUAUGGAUGCGUGUGGUGUGAAGGAGCCCAAUCCAGCUGCGUCUUCCACAACUCCUGCAGAGAUCACAUCCAGCACACUUGCCCUGCACCCCACAUACACCGGAUAGAGCCUCGGUCUGGUCCAGUAGAGGGCGGUACUGUGAUCACUAUCUCGGGAUCGAACCUGGGCCAGAGAGCAGAGGACAUUCAGCACUCUGUUUAUGUAGCUGGAGUGCCCUGCGUGGUUAUUCCUACAAGAUACGAGAUCUCGUCCAGCAUCGUGUGUAAGACAACUGCAAGUGGAAGUAAGAGAAAAGGACAUGUUUCUGUGGAGGUUAAAGGAGGAGGUAUUGGAAAAUCUAUCCAGGACUUCCACUACCAGGACCCAGUGUUACUGGGAAUGUUCCCACUAAAAGGUCCAGUGUCAGGAGGCUCUUCAGUCAUCAUCAUGGGGCGGGAUUUACGAACAGGCCAGCCUAAUGAAAUCAGAAUCCUGAUUGGUGGAGUGCCCUGUAUCUUAACUAGCUCUCCAGAACUGGAUGAUGAGCAAAUUGCAUGUGUGACCGGUGGCAGCAACAGAACAGGAAAUCAUGCAGUAACUGUGUGGUUUGGUAGAGCAGAGCGCCAUCUUCAGGACACUUUCUAUCAUUAUACUCCAGACCCAAACAUCACCAGUGCUGCUCCCUCUAAAAGCUUCCUCAGUGGGGGUCGUGUGAUUCGAGUUUCUGGUCAGAACCUGGAUGUGGUCCAGGACCCUCGCAUCCGAGUGACCCUGAGCCCUCUGGGGCCACAGUUCCAGGGGAGGAAAAGGAGGAAGAGAAAGAGCGAGAGACACAUUGAGAGGGAGGAGAAGCUUUGGCCUCGGAAAAGGGAGCGGCGUAUAGUUCCAGAGUCACGCUGUCCUGAAGACAGCAUCUGUGAUGUGAAGCAGACAGAGAAGCACUGUGUGAUCAACAGCUCCACUCUGCUCCUGUGUCCCACACCUGCGCUCGGCCCUGAGGCUCGCCAUGCCACCGUUAGCGUCCAUUUCUUGCUGGAUAACGUUCACUUCAAUUUUGAGGCUAUUACAGGCAGCCCCUUCACUUAUGAGCUAAACCCCAUCCUCCACCCUCUCAACCGGAGAGACCACAGCAAACCCUACCGUCACAAACCUGGAAGCAUCAUCUCUGUUGAGGGAGAGAAUCUGGACUUGGCCAUUUUUAAGGAGGAGGUGGUGGCUCUGAUAGGAGACGCGGUGUGUGCUGUAAAAACACUCACUAGGAACCACCUGUACUGUGAGCCUCCUGCUCAGCAGCCCUCAGUGUCUACCACAAAGAAACGAGAGUCCAGAGAUCCUCUGCUGGAGUUCACAGUACGGAUGGGGAAUCUGAAUUUCUCCCUGGGAAGGGUGGAAUAUGACUUUCUGGGCCAGGCCUUGUUUCCUCUGGAAGCUCAAGUGGGUGUUGGAGUCGGUGCAUCUAUUGUGGCUCUUAUUGUACUGGUCAUCGUGCUUAUAUACAGGAGGAAGAGUAAACAAGCUCUGAGGGAUUACAAGAAAGUUCAGAUUCAGCUAGAGAACCUAGAGACCAGCGUGAGAGAUCGCUGUAAAAAGGAGUUCACCGAUUUGAUGACAGAGAUGAUGGACAUGUCUAGCGACUUGGUGGGCUCAGGGAUUCCCUUCCUGGACUACCGCAACUAUGCUGAGAGGAUAUUCUUCCCUGGCCACCGGGAGUCGCCACUGAAGCGAGAUCUGGAUGUGCCAGCUUGUCGUCGGACUACUGUGGAGCAGGGCCUCGUCCAGCUCUCCAAUUUACUGAACAGCAAGCUGUUCCUCAUCAAGUUCAUCCACACUUUGGAGAGCCAGAGGACGUUCUCUCCGCGGGACCGUGCAUAUGUGGCCUCCCUCCUUACAGUGGCACUGCAUGAAAAGCUGGAGUAUUUCACUGACAUUUUGAAAACCCUGUUGAGUCACUUGGUGGAGCAGUACACCACCAAAAACCCCAAACUUAUGCUGCGCAGGACCGAGUCAGUGGUGGAGAAGCUGCUUACCAACUGGAUGUCCAUCUGCCUUUAUUCCUUCCUCAGAGAAUCCGCAGGUGAGUCGUUCUAUAUGUUAUUCCGAGCCAUAAAACACCAGGUGGAAAAGGGCCCUGUGGAUGCUGUAACUAGCAAGGCCAAAUAUACUCUCAACGACAACCGGCUACUGCGUGAUGACGUGGAGUACCACAUACUAACACUGAAUGUCCUGGUAACCAGUGGAGGCCCAAAUGAGUCUCAGACAGUUCCUGUAAAAGUGCUGGACUGUGACACCAUCACACAGGUGAAGGAGAAGAUCUUGGAGCAUACAUGGAAGGGCACAUCAUACUCUCAGAGACCCUCCACAGACUCAGUGCACUUAGAAUGGAGGGCUGGGAUAGCGGGACACCUAAUCCUGUCGGAUGAAGACCUGACCUCAGUGGUGCAGGGAUCAUGGAAACGCCUAAACACUUUGCAGCACUACAAGGUUCCUGAUGGUGCCACCGUAACACUGGUAUCACGACAGUCCAAAGACAUCCACCAUGACAGUCAUGACUACAUACCAGGAGAGAAGACUCCUAUGUUAGAGGAUGGGGAAGACGAAGGGAUAAGGCUGUGGCAUCUGGAGAAAGCCAGUGAAGAGCCAGAGCUGUCCAAACACAGACGAGGGAGUCUGAGAGAAAGAGAGCGAGAGAGAGCCAAAGCCAUACCAGAGAUCUACCUCACACGCCUGUUGUCUAUGAAGGGCACAUUGCAAAAAUUUGUAGACGACUUGUUCACCGUGAUUCUUAGUACCAGUCAGCCAGUUCCUCUGGCUGUGAAAUAUUUCUUUGAUCUGUUGGAUGAUCAGGCAGCACAACACAAUAUUACUGACCCUGAAACCAUCCACAUCUGGAAGACAAAUAGUCUACCUCUGAGGUUCUGGAUCAAUAUUCUGAAGAACCCGCAAUUCAUCUUUGAUGUUCCGACCUCAGACAAUGUGGACGCAGUGCUGUCUGUUAUCGCUCAAACCUUCAUGGACUCCUGCACAAUCGCUGACCACAAACUGGGCAGGGAUUCUCCUAUUAACAAAUUGUUGUAUGCUCGAGAUAUCCCACGCUACAAACAGAUGGUGGAAAGGUAUUAUGCAGAUAUAAAGCAUAAUGUUUCUGCCAGUGACCAAGAAAUGAACUCUGUUUUGGCAGAGCUGUCCAGGAAUUACUCAAGUGAAGUGAAUCAUCUAGUGGCCUUGAAUGAGUUAUACAAGUACAUCAACAAAUAUUAUGAUCAGAUAAUUGCUGCUCUAGAGGAAGACUCUACUGCUCAGAAGAUGCAGUUGGGCUGUAGGCUUCAGCAGAUUGCAGCAGCUGUGGAGAAUAAAGUGACUGACCUUUGACCUGCUAACUCGGGCUGAAAUUUGAGGAGAGUGGAAAAGAAAUAAGAGCGAAGGACAGAGAUAGAGUUCAGACUUAGGAAGCAUGAACAAACUGACUGGGACUUCUGAUUUACUCAAAGGUGUUUUAAAGGGAGAAAUUCUAUGGACAAGUGUGUCCUAAAGGCAGAGUGCCUACAGUGAUAUUUGGGGGGUUGGGGGAAUGGGGUUAAGGUUCUUUAUUUAUAACGCACAGUGAAUCUCAUCUCAGUGAAGCCAUCUGUCCAGCAAAGUCUAGUCGGUAAAAGAGGUCGAGAUAUAAAUCCAGAUGGAUUCUUCCUGCUCACCAACAAAAUUUCAUAUUUGCAAUAUGCUAGCAGGCUUGUCUGGAUCUCCAUUUGGACUAUUUCUGAACACCAUCAGAAGAUCUUAAGAUAAUAUAAUCUUGAUUUUUGUAAAUCUCUUCAUUGCACUCGGGAGCUUAAGAUGCUUUCCCUCACAUAUUUGAAGGAUGAUCUAGCUCCUUAUUAGCUUUUUAAAAUAUGUCUUAUUAAAAAAACACUGCGCACACGGUUUGUCUUACAAGAGCCCUACCAUCUCUCUCUUUUUUUUUUCUUUUUUUUUACCUACUCUAAACCUAACUCAUUUCUUGUCUUUCUAAUGUACAGUAACUGCAUACCUGGUUAACUGAAAUAUUGCAAAAAAAAAAAAAAAAACUGUACACAUUGCAUGUAU
Molecule: messenger RNA, 7395 nt
Organism: Ictalurus furcatus (blue catfish)
Lineage: Eukaryota; Metazoa; Chordata; Actinopteri; Siluriformes; Ictaluridae
Gene: plxnb1a
Product: plexin b1a
Exons: 37
Coding region: 100-6684 (2194 amino acids)
Biological process (GO): semaphorin-plexin signaling pathway involved in axon guidance; positive regulation of axonogenesis; regulation of cell migration
Cellular component (GO): semaphorin receptor complex
Molecular function (GO): semaphorin receptor activity; protein binding
Source: RefSeq, a predicted model, not a curated record